Molecule: messenger RNA, 787 nt
Organism: Teleopsis dalmanni
Lineage: Eukaryota; Metazoa; Arthropoda; Insecta; Diptera; Diopsidae
Product: proteasome subunit beta type-6-like
Exons: 3
Coding region: 52-732 (226 amino acids)
Cellular component (GO): proteasome core complex
Molecular function (GO): threonine-type endopeptidase activity
Source: RefSeq, a predicted model, not a curated record
UAAAAUUUUAUUUCUUUAACUGGCAGAUAUAGUGAACAAGAAUAUAUCAAGAUGGCUGUGAGCAAUGAAACAAUUUGUGCCCCCAUCAACACUGGAACGACUAUAAUGGCAAUUGAAUUCAAUUGUGGAGUAAUUAUUGCUGCAGAUUCACGCACUAGUGGAGGUCAGUAUGUAGCUAAUAGGGUGACAGAUAAAUUAACUUGUAUAUCCAAUAAAAUCUAUUGCUGUCGAAGUGGUGCUGCUGCUGACACUCAGACUGUGGCUGAUUUAGUUCAGGCAAUGGUUUAUUAUGAAAGUAAUAGUUCAAACAGGGAUCCGCUUGUUUAUUAUGCAGCAAUGUAUUUUCGUAAUAUUAUCUAUCAUAUGCAAGGUGAAUUAUUAGCUGGCAUAAUCGUUGCUGGUUAUGAUGACACUGAAGGUGGUCAAGUUUACACGAUUUCACAUGUUGGUAUGGUGAUGCGUGAGCCAAUAUCUGUAGGGGGCUCUGGAUCAACUUUUAUUUUGGGAUUCGCAAAAGAUAGGUAUCAUGUUGGUAUGAAGGAGGAUGAAUGUGUUGCACUUGCAGUAAGCGCUAUAAAACUUGCACAGAAUUUUGAUGGCAGCUCGGGUGGGGUGGUACGCAUUGGCAUUAUAACAGCUUCUGGUAUAGUACGUAAAAUUUUUUAUAAUACGCCUGAGGGCGAAGAAAUUUCAAAAGUUUGCAUCGGCGAAGACUGGAAUUACGGUUUCUAGCAUUCUUCUAUAUACCUCGAUAUUUUUAAUAGAUUCAAUAAAAUUUAAAUUUUAA